AGAUCUUCAAAACAUGAAGAACAUCUGAGAUUCUGGGCUUAAGACAAAGCCGUCUCUUUUAACCUUAUUCUUCAUCUUCGAGCAUACGAUUGCUUUCGUCUUCGUUUGGGAUCUUCGAAAAGUGAAUAACUUUUUUUUCCCUCGAGUAUUCUCUACGAUAAAUUGCGUUUGAUUCUUUCAAUUUUUUUUUCAUUUGCGGCCCAAGUUUGGAUCUUUUUUACAUCGUUAAUCUCAAUUCUUAAGAUAGUUAGAUUGCUUUUCUCAAAGUUGGAGCUUUGGCGGCAGUGAACGAUGCUCGGUCAUAGGAUCUCAAGAUUGGGGUCUACCAUUGUUAAACAGCUCGCAAGAGAGGGAUAUAUAUCAACAUAUAGGACAAGGAAUCUACAGCGGUCGUAUGGCCACUACUUGCCGUCUUUGCCAGUGGUACCAAGGCAAGCUAGGAUCUCUCAGGAAGCCUGGUUUUUGAAGAGCCAUAAGUUUUGUACUUCUUCAACAACUUCCUCUGAGAAUGGUGAUGAAGAAACUGAGAAGAUAACCAUUAUCUUUGUUGAUAAGGACGGAGAGGAAAUUCCUGUUAAAGUACCAAUUGGAAUGUCUGUGCUCGAAGCUGCUCAUGAAAAUGAUAUAGACCUCGAAGGGGCAUGUGAGGCUUCUCUAGCGUGUUCAACGUGUCAUGUGAUUGUGAUGGAUACGGAAUACUAUAACAAACUUGAAGAACCAACUGAUGAAGAGAAUGAUAUGCUUGAUCUUGCUUUUGGGCUCACAGAAACGUCACGACUCGGAUGCCAAGUCAUUGCAAGACCAGAGCUAGAUGGUGUGCGCUUGGCUAUUCCUUCAGCCACGAGGAAUUUCGCGGUUGACGGAUUUGUUCCAAAACCUCAUUAGUUUUCGCAGAGAUUCUUCGACCUGAGGCAUUAAGGAUCAAAGAGCUGAUUCAUGUUUCUAUUGGAGUUUUGAUGAUUGCUUACCGAGAGGAAACAGUUCUUGGACCUGAGGCAUUAAAGGAUCAAAUAGAUGAUUUAUGUUUCUAUUGGAGGAUUUGAUGAGAGGAAACAGUUUUAUUACAUAUUAGUUUUGAUCUUGGCAUUUCUCGUUGUUGUCUGAGUUUCUAACAGAACAAGCUUUAAGCAAUUAUUUGGAAUAAGUAGUACCAAGGCUUUGCUUUUCUUUAA
Molecule: messenger RNA, 1172 nt
Organism: Arabidopsis lyrata subsp. lyrata
Lineage: Eukaryota; Viridiplantae; Streptophyta; Magnoliopsida; Brassicales; Brassicaceae
Product: adrenodoxin-like protein 1, mitochondrial
Exons: 8
Coding region: 292-885 (197 amino acids)
Biological process (GO): P450-containing electron transport chain
Cellular component (GO): mitochondrion
Molecular function (GO): 2 iron, 2 sulfur cluster binding
Source: RefSeq, a predicted model, not a curated record